Molecule: messenger RNA, 2121 nt
Organism: Schistosoma mattheei
Lineage: Eukaryota; Metazoa; Platyhelminthes; Trematoda; Strigeidida; Schistosomatidae
Source: the annotation of a GenBank genome assembly
AUGAAGUUGUCUGGAUCUAAUAUUGCUUCAGCUACUGAUGUUCGUCACACUUCACGUGUGAAUUAUAGUCCGGGUACAGGUGAAUACAUUGGUUUAACAAAGCAAUGGGUUAACCAUGUUCCUCUCCAUAAUUCACGAAAUAUAAAUUCUGGAACUGGUCUCAUUCAGAUCUACGAUGAGGUGCCUCAGAAAGGAGAGCCGAAUUACGGCAAUUAUCUUUCGAGUAAAGUAGUCCCAGACAAAAAUAUUGUAUAUACAAAUACCCCUCAGAAUGUUCAAGGAAAAUUCAAAAGUACUUCUCAUGAACAAAUUAAUUCACAAAUACCAAUAAAAACAAAACAUUCACAUACAAAAAAUCAUCGAAAUAUUAAAGAUAAUGAAAAUAAUUAUCAAUGGGUUAUUAAUCCAAUUCAUAAAAAAUCACAACAUGAACUAGAUCAAAUUCCAAUAAUCAAUAAUAAUAAUAAUAUCAGUUAUCAUGAUUAUUCUUUAAAUCGAUUAAAUAUUGAAAAGCAUAAAUCUCGAUCGAAAUCAAAAGUUUUAGAGAAAAGUGAAACAUUAGACAUGGAAACUAGUAAGGAUAUAUUUACUAGAUCAGUUUCUGCGCAUCCAAUUCUAAUGAAUACACCACAAUUACCACCAAAAAUUUAUAAAAGUGUACGAACAAAGUAUUACCAGCCGGAUGCUUAUCAAACGAUUACUAAUCAAUCAAAAUUAUCACUUGUCAAUUCAAGGGAACAUACUUCACCGUUGUACACUUCAAAUAAUCCUAUAAUUUCAAACAAAAUAUCUUCACAAAUGGAAGUCAAUCAAAUUAAUCACAGUUCGUCUAUCAGUAAUUCUCAUUCAUACGGUAAAGAUAUAAGUUUAAUCAAUGAUACAAAUCGUAAUAAUUCCGAUCAAACUAUUUCACAUUAUUGCGCUCGUCGUAAACAUUGUCGCGUAAGAAAACACAAGGCAUUGGAUGGUAAUGAUAAACGAAAUUUCGACGUAAAAUCAAUGAAAAGUUCUACAUCCGAUAAAACACAUAGUAAUAAACUACGUAACGAUACAACUUCUAAUACAUCAUCCGGCUUUAGCAGUCAUAAUCUUAAUUCUAUUGGAGUUAAUUCAACGGAUAACAUAAACUCAGUUUAUGACAUUUCUAUAAAUCAAACAAUUAAUUCACAUGAAAAUAUUAAUUUUGAGGACAAACAAUCAGGAUAUUAUAAUACCCCUAGAAAUUUAAAUGAAAUGAAAAAGUUAAAAAUAAACAGAACAUCAUCUAAAAUUAAAUAUCCAAUUUCAAAUGUAUCUAUAAAAAAGUCACCUACUGAUAUUCAAUUAUCUAAUCCAUACACCAGAGAGAGAUUAAAUGAACAUCAAUCCAGAUCACAAUAUCCUAUUCAAAUAUAUUUUGAAAAUAACAAUACUACAAAUAAUAAUAGUGUUAUUCAUCAUAUUAAACAUGACAGAAAUGAGAAUGUAGAUAAUUUAUUGAAUAAUGAUUAUGGAUGUGUGGAUAUAUUACCUGGUACAAAUAGAAAAGCUUUACGACGAUCAAAUAGCUCCAGUAAUGCUUUAACGUUUCAUCCGCAACAGUUAACUGUCAACAGAGUUAACAAUGAACAUGAUGAUUAUUGUUUUACAGGUACAUUACUAACAAAACAUUCACAAAUUCCACCAUUAGCAUUUAAGCAGGGAACUAAUAAUAAUGAGAUUAUCAAUAAAACCAAUCAUAAUAACAUUGUCAUCAAUAACGAUCAUAAUUUUAGUAAUGAUGGUGGAGUUGAUACAAAAGCAUGUUAUUCAAAAUUAGCUAUUCAUCGAUUGAGAAAUAAUGCUCUAUCACCAACCAAACAAUAUCCAUUGAAUCGAUCAAAUUUUCUUGUACAUCCAACCGUAAAUCAACAGUUUAUUGAGCCAUUUCAAUCGAACAAAAUGAUUAAUACUGUAAUUAAUGAAAAUACAUUCUGCUUAUUAAACGCUGAAGAGUUUCGUAAUGAACUUGCAAAAAUUGUAACACCAGGUGAUCCAAGAGCUGAUUUACAUGAAAUAUGUCGAAUCGGUAAAGGCAGUACUGGUGUAGUUUAUUUAAUGCGUCAUUCACCUACUAAACAAUAUGUUGCUGUCAAAAAAUGA